Molecule: messenger RNA, 3250 nt
Organism: Ciona intestinalis (vase tunicate)
Lineage: Eukaryota; Metazoa; Chordata; Ascidiacea; Phlebobranchia; Cionidae
Source: RefSeq, a predicted model, not a curated record
CACACUGCAAUUACAAUCACACAAAACAAAUUUUAGGUGAGGAGAUAGAUGCCAUUCUUGAAACAGUUCUUCUCAAACAAACUUACAAGCAGCAAGGUGUUGAAUACAUUAAGCUGGGAGACAACAUCAUUGAAUAUUCCAAUGAUUUUAAACUUUACAUGACAACUAGUUUAAGAAACCCGCACUAUCUACCAGAAAUAUCCGUCAAGGUUUGCCUUGUAAACUUCAUGAUUACUCCCCUUGGACUCCAAGAUCAGCUUCUGGGGAUUGUGGCAGCAAAAGAGAAGCCGGAGUUAGAAUUGAAGAAGAAUGAACUGAUCCUGGAAGGAGCAGAANACAAGAGGCAGCUGAAAACAAUUGAAGAUAAAAUUCUCAAGGUGCUCUCAUCAUCAGAAGGCAACAUCCUGGAAGAUGAAACUGCAAUCCAGAUCCUAUCCUCCUCCAAGACUUUAUCAGAGGAAAUUUCAGCAAAACAAGAAAUUGCUUCAGAGACUGAGAAACAAAUUGAUGAGACAAGGAAUGGUUACAAGCCAGUAUCCAUUCACUCAGCUGUUCUCUUCUUUUGCAUUUCCGAUCUCGCUAACAUCGAGCCAAUGUACCAGUAUUCCCUUACAUGGUUCAUAAACCUUUAUCUCAUGUCGAUUCAAAACAGUGAAAAAUCUGAUGUAUUGGCGGACAGAAUUGAGAAUCUGAACGAUCACUUUACCAUCAGCAUUUACAACAAUGUGUGCAGAUCUUUGUUUGAAAAAGACAAACUUCUUUUCUCUUUUGUUCUUACUGUGGCUUUACAAAGCAGUGCCGGUAAAAUUGAUGAUGAUGUUUGGAGGUUCUUUCUCACUGGAGGAGUUGCUCUUGAAAAUCCAUAUCCGAAUCCUGCUCCGGAGUGGCUUCAGGAUAAAGCUUGGUCCGAGAUUGUUCGCGCUUCUAACUUGAAAAACCUCAAUGGGCUUAUGGAUCAUUUCAGGAACAAUAUUAAGUUGUGGCAAGCUGUGUAUGAUUCUGCAACCCCACACUCAGAUAAAUUCCCUGAUAAGUGGAACAUGUUAUCUGGCCUUGAUCGCAUGGUGGUACUACGUUGCAUCAGACCCGACAAAGCUGUCCCUGCCGUGCAAGAUUACAUUGUUGAUCAGAUGGGUAGAGCCUUCAUUGAACCUCCCACAUUUGACUUGGCUGGAUCAUAUAGUGACUCUACAUGUUGCACGCCACUUAUAUUCGUGCUCUCUCCAGGAGCAGAUCCAAUGGCUGGUUUAUUGAAAUUUGCUGAUGACCGUGGCUUUGGUGGAAAAAGAAUUGGAACCAUUUCUCUUGGCCAAGGUCAGGGUCCAAUUGCUCAAAAAAUGAUCAAUGAUGCAACUUUAGAGGGAACAUGGGUAGUUCUCCAAAACUGUCAUCUUGCCACAAGUUGGAUGACAACACUUGAGAAAAUAUGUGAAGAGGUUAUUGUACCAGAAAACACACACAAGGAUUUCAGAUUGUGGCUCACAAGUUAUCCUUCUGAAAGAUUCCCUGUCCCCAUACUACAGAAUGGAGUUAAAAUGACGAAUGAGCCUCCCAAAGGUAUGAGAGCAAAUUUGCUGAGGUCAUAUCUCAAUGAUCCAAUAUCUGACCCCACAUUCUUUUCGGCUUGCAAUAAACCAAAGGAGUGGCAGAAGUUGCUUUUUGGUUUGUGUUUCUUCCAUGCGAUGGUGCAAGAGAGGCGUAAGUUUGGUCCACUAGGUUGGAACAUUCCAUACGAGUUCAAUGAGUCAGAUCUUCGUAUCAGCAUGAGACAAUUGCAGAUGUUCCUAAAUGAAUAUGAAGAGUUGCCACUACAAGCACUGACUUAUCUAACUGGGGAAUGUAACUAUGGAGGUCGAGUUACUGAUGAUAAGGACAGGAGACUCCUUUUGUCUCUUCUCUCUAUUUUCUAUAAGCCUGAUAUUGUGUUGGACGAUCAAUACAAGUUCUCUCCAAGUGGGAUGUAUUACGCUCCACCAGACGGACCUUAUCAGUCGUACCUGGAUUAUGUAAGAGAACUCCCCCUCGUACCUCAUCCAGAGGUAUUUGGGCUCCAUGAGAAUGCUGAUAUCACCAAGGACAACCAGGAAACUCUCCAACUCUUUGAUGGAAUCCUCCUCACUCUUCCUAGGCAGUCCGGAGGUGGAGGAAAGUCACCAGAGGAAGUGAUUGACGAACUUGCAGCUGAUAUCCUCACGAAGCUACCUCCGGAUUUCGACAUUGAGAAAGUGAUGAUCAAAUACCCAGUGGUUUACAAUGAGUCUAUGAACACUGUGCUCAGGCAAGAGCUUAUUCGAUUCAAUCGACUCACAGCCGUGGUAAGAUCCAGUUUGAUCAACUUGCGUAAAGCCAUUAAGGGUUUGGUAGUGAUGUCAUCUGAACUAGAGGAAGUAUUUACUUCCAUGCUGAUUGGAAAAGUUCCAGCAAUGUGGGCAUCCAAGUCCUACCCAUCUCUCAAGCCAUUGGGAGGUUAUGUCACAGAUCUCUUGGCACGUCUUCAAUUUUUCAAUGAUUGGAUAGCCAAUGGUAUUCCCAACGUAUUUUGGAUUUCUGGGUUUUACUUUACGCAGUCUUUCCUCACUGGUGCUUCGCAAAACUAUGCCAGAAAAUACACUAUUCCUAUUGAUCACAUUGGUUUUGAGUUUGAAGUUCUAUCGUUUGAACAUGAAACAGAUAUCGAGAAGAAACCUGAAGAUGGUGUCUAUGUCCGAGGUCUCUUUUUGGAAGGAGCGCGUUGGGACCGCGAGGCAAUGCAGAUGGGAGAGUCUCUUCCCAAAGUCCUCUACGACGCAAUUCCAAUUUUGUGGUUGAAACCCGGAGAAAACUCUAAGUUUGAACCCCAUCCUACAUACACCUGCCCUGUGUAUAAGACGAGUGCUCGGAGAGGAACACUGUCCACAACAGGACAUUCAACAAACUUUGUUAUGAUGAUUGACGUACCAUCUGACAAACCCCAAAGCCAUUGGAUAAACCGUGGUGUAGCCAUUCUUUGUCAGCUGGACGACUAAUGUGACAUAUAUGCGAUUACUUUCUUAGUUAUUAUAUAAAACCAUUUUUCUGUUAGAGUUUCCUUGCCUUCCUUGUACAUUUUAUAAGUGUUUAUUUAAAGUAUUAUAGUUUUUUGUGACAACUUCACUGUGGUGUAUUUCUUCCGUAGCAAAAUUGGUAUUGUUCUCGUAGUUGAAGCUUAAGUUACUAAAAAAUUUGAUAUAUGAGAGCACUUUAAAAAAUUAAUAUCACGUAAACUUUAUGA